Messenger RNA from Rosa rugosa (rugosa rose), 4718 nucleotides. Its product is annotated as class V chitinase CHIT5a-like. Lineage: Eukaryota; Viridiplantae; Streptophyta; Magnoliopsida; Rosales; Rosaceae. The transcript is spliced from 8 exons. Gene Ontology annotation, cellular component: extracellular region. Gene Ontology annotation, biological process: chitin catabolic process; carbohydrate metabolic process. Gene Ontology annotation, molecular function: chitin binding; chitinase activity. The record is from RefSeq and is a predicted model, not a curated record. Bases 3293 to 4438 code for a protein of 381 amino acids.
CGAUCCACCUGGUGACCUGCUUAAAGACUGGUACAGUAGUACGUAUGGAUCCUAUCUCUGAAAAUCUGAACUACUUUACAAUAUCGUCCACAUGAACUAGAAGUUGAGAAAGGGACACGUACGUACUUGAUCGAUUCAUUUCUAAGUUGCAGGCGGAUCGACUCAAAUUUAGAGUCAAAACUAUGACCGCACUACUUCUGCAGUUAUGCAUGCAUGCAUGUAUAUAUUUUGCAGCACCAAAACCUGUUCUAAAAUAUCAGCUACUUUUGGAUUCUAGACUACAGCUUGGUGCUACAACUAGGGUUCAUGUAUUUUCCUCCAAAACCAGAUUAAGCUUUUCAUCCAAAAAAACAAAAAAAAAACCGUAGAACAAAAAGGGGGGCUAAAUAUGGGUUUUUGUGACUUAUCCAAUCCUUGAAUAAGUGCCCGGUUUCAAAGAGUUUUAGCUAGACUAAACAUCUCCGUGAUUUUCUUUCUCUGAUCAUUUUAUUAUUUAAGUUUGUCAAUUAAGUUCGAUAUCUCUGUUUGGGAAAAAGAAAGGAAAAAAUGAAUAUCGAGAAUAUGAUUGGUGGGUUGAGGCUCGAUGAUGAUGAGCCAAGAGCAAGAGCAAGAGAUCGACGAAGAUCAGUUUCCAAUUGGGAUGCGUGUGCUUGUGGUAGAUGAUGAUCGCACUGGCCUCCUCGACUUGGAAGCUGUGCUUCUUAACUGCCAUUAUCAUGGUUUGUUUGUUUCUUUAAGUUAUAUCUCAUUCAUCUAUCUGAUGGCUUUCUGCUUUGGCCUUACCUUGUUAUCAAGUUUAAUUUUUUAACGAGUUCUUAUUUGGUAUUUUAAUUUGGUCAAGGACCGUUAAUUAAAUUGGUCUACCAAAGACUUUGAUUAUGUGGUUGCUUAAGAUAUCUUCCCUUUUGGGUUUUCUAAUUUCUACCAACACUAGCUUUUUUAUCUUUUUCUUUUUUGUGAACAAAUUCUAUCAACUCGCCAAUCCUGUGAUUUUUCCUAAAAUUUACAGAAUUUUCUGUGUAUUCCUAAGAAGUUUGUUUCAAACUCAGACCCAAAAAAGAGAAGAAGUUUGUUUCAACUUUCAACCAUAACUUAAUUGGAUACUAUAGUUUAGUACUCGAUCGAUGAGCAAUGAAGAUAGGGUUCCAAUUUGUGUACCAAUUGAUGAUGUCACAACAGAUAACGAAUUUAUUGUUUUGUUUGUUCAAAUAGUUCAUUCACGAUGUCACAAUAUACUAUCACAGUGUGACAGUCUUGUGAUCCUAAUUGUUAUUAGGAUUAUAUGAGGGAAAGGAUUUAAGUACUAAUGGAUUUUACAGUUAAAGAGUAUCAGCCAUCCAGGAACGGCAUUGUGGUUGUUAAGAGAAAGCAAGGUCAAGUUUGACCUGGUUAUGACUGCUGUCCAUAUGCCAGACAUUGACGGGUUCAAGUUUCUCGAACUUGUGUAACAUGUUGAUGAGGAUCUCUCUGUUGUAUUGUUGUCUGCAACUCUGCAAGUGGAGAUACAAAUUACAAAGGUUGUGAUGAAAGGAAAAUUGAAUGGAGCUUGUGAUUAUCUGCUGAAACCUGUCAGAGUGGAGCAGCUGAAGCUCAUGUGGCAACAUGUGUUCAAGAUCAGGAGGAGGACAAAGAUCAAUGUCGAUUUAAUGACAAAUAUUUCAGCUGCCACCGCUUGUUGUUGUGCCUCACCAGUCCCCCUCUCAACCAAAAGAAGACGGAAGCAAUGCAAUGAUCUAGACGAUAACAAGGAUCUUUCAAAACCAUCAUCAUCAACCCCGCAAAAGCAAAAGCCUCAGCUUGUUUGGUCUAUGGAAAUGAGUCCAAAGUUACAGAUUGCUGUUAAACAUUUAGGCAAUGUCGACAAGGCUGAGGCUGAACCCAAAAAGAUUGUAGAUCUGAUGAAUGUGGAAGGGCUGACAACAGAAAAUGUGCCGACUGCAAUCCAGAACCAUAGGCUUUAUUUUAAAGCAUAUGCUGAUGCAAUGGCAGCACGCGCUUCACAUUCUAGCUUCUUCUUAUCGGCCAAUGCUUGGUAACUUGAUGAUGCUGCACUCCGAAAGUUUCAUGAGGUGAUGGAGUUGAUGAAUCAACAGAGGCUUAGAAUAGCAAAUACGCCAACCCUUCUGCAGAGACGUAGGCUUUAUGUUCAAAGAAGGGGCUCACUCUCGCAAUCCAAACCGCUGAUCGAACCCAUAGAUGGUUAAUCAUUUAAGACAGAGAAAAAGAGUAAUGGCUCUUGGAUAUUUGCGACUACUAUGCUGGUUUAGAGAGGAGAGAUUCGCAACAACAAAUGAAGUCGAAAACAACUUAUCUCUGGUAUGGUGUUGACAUUCACUGACAUUAACAUCUUCUAGAAAUUAAUUUGACUAUUACUUGAUGGAAAACGGCUCUUUGCCAAUUUCAAACCUGAAGCAAGUGAAAAAACUAAUUGGUACGUUUCUCAGAUUAGUAUAUUGAGAGAACAUUGAACCAGUAUCAUGUACUAUUACGUAAGAUAAUAAAGUAUUAAAAGUCAUUCUUGACAUUCAAGUCCGUGCGUUGCCUUAGUUUACCGGCGAUCAUAACUCACACAGUCACACUGUGGUUAAUUCUAUAUAAUACACCGGCCACUUGACUGCUUCAAUGGCAUAUAUGUGUUUGGUCUUCGCGACAAGGAUGACCAACAAUUAAGCAGCUUCAUGUGAUCACGAGUGUAUGCUUCAAACAAAACAAGAUCGAUAAAAUUAGUACAGUCUAAUGUCUAUCACGCAUAACACCUAUAAUUUGUUCUUCAAACAAUAGACAGAAUUGAAUUGGACGAUACGUCCAAGUUUCUGGUUUUAGUUUUCCCCUACUCGAUCUCCAAUGGCCGGAAUGCACGAAAUUUGUUUUAAAUGGAGUUCAAGUUGACGCAAGCAAGUUGGACCAUUCUGCGGCAAAGUCGACACAGCUAGUCGGACAAGCGAAUUGUCUCUGUUUAAAGUUAAUUCACGAAUUGUCUGCAUUAUACAGAACUUAGAAGUAAUUUCUUUAAUAAAUACAAACUAAGCCCAUUCCAGAUAGUUAGACCUUUUCUUAUCUUGCUAGGUUUGCUUUUAAUUUGGCUGGAACUGUUUGAUGCUAACUUAACUUAAGUCAGAAAAACCCAGCAGGAAACUUCCAACACAAAAUUCCUGAACCAAAAGCAAUCUGGCAAAACUUAGUCCAUGCUACCAAGUCCUCUAGAGCUUCAUAUUCACUUUGCUUUAUAAAAGCCACAUCCUUAGCCGACCAUUUCUAACGAAUUGAACCUCAGAAAUCAGAGACAUCGACCAUGGGUACCCCAACAACAUUCAUGUCAUUGUUUCUCAUUCUCGUAAUCCUUUGCACUAGUACUGUAGCAAAUGGUGAUCAUCCAGAUCAUGCUAAACCUAGUAAAGGAAUCAGAGCAGCCUAUUGGCCCUCGUUCAAUUCAUUCCCUGCUUCCUCUAUACAAACCUCUCUUUUCACCCACAUUUACUACGCCUUCCUCCUACCCGAUCCCGCCACUUUCAAACUCAGCAUCACCUCAGACGACCAAACCAAGUUACCCGAGUUCAUCGGGUCGCUCCGCAACCUAACCCCGCCCGUGAAAACCCUACUCUCCAUCGGAGGCGGCGGUAGCAACGCAACAGUAUUCUCGGAGAUGGCUAGCACCAAACAAAGCCGUCAAGUAUUCAUCAACUCCUCCAUUGAAGUAGCCCGGAAAUACGGGUUCCAAGGUGUUGACUUGGAUUGGGAGUUUCCGGCUAACGUGGUGGACAUGUCAAACCUAGCUCUGUUAUACAAGCAGUGGAGAAAAUCUCUAGACGAGGAAGCUAAGGCUAGCGGCAAGCCACGUCUGCUUUUAACCUCCGCCGUGUAUUACGCUUCGGAAUUUCAAGUUUACGGCGGGCCGAGAUCAUACCCGGCCGGCGCAAUAAGUAAAUACUUGGACUGGGCUAGUCCAAUGUGCUUUGACUAUCACGGCUCGUGGGAAAACUUCACCGGCGAACAUUCGGCCUUGUAUGAUUCCAAGAGUAACAUCAGCACCAACUACGGAAUCAGGUCGUGGAUCCAAGCCGGUGUACCGGCCAAGAAGCUUGUGAUGGGCCUACCUCUAUACGGGAAGAGUUGGACGCUCCGGGACCCGAAAGUGAAUGGGGUCGGGGCGCCGGCGGUGGGCGUGGGGCCAGGGGAUGGUGGUAUUUUGCUUUAUUACCAGAUAGUUGAGUUGAAUGCUCAAAGUAACGCAACGGUUGUGUUUGACAAGCAAACCAAGUCUUAUUAUUCCUACUCGGGUACCACUUGGAUCGGGUAUGAGGAUGUUCGAUCCGUCACUUUGAAGGUUCGGUUUGCCAAGUCACUGGGCUUGGGUGGGUACUUCUUUUGGGCUCUCGGCCAGGACAAGGAUUGGACCCUAUCACAGAAAGCUUCAAAUGCUUGGAAAUAUGGCGGGUGAUCAAUCUGAAGGGAACUUAGUAGCGGAAUAUGACAAGUCUAGCCCACCAUUGUUUAUUUGUAUUUUAUAUUUAUCAGGUUGUUAUAUUAUCCAGUUUCGUAACUAAUUGAAUAAGCAAGUCAUUGUCGUAUUCUCAAGGCAACUCAUUUCCCCUAUCCUUGAUAUAUAUCAAGCAAUAUUUUGGCCUGUAAUUUUUAGAACUUACUUUUCACUCAGUGAGAUUAAGCUCAUAAAAUAUAUAAUAGGUUGAUGAAAGUCCGGUUUGAGGUUACUUCAAAAA